Cyclocybe aegerita is the source of this 636-nucleotide messenger RNA. NCBI's taxonomy places the organism in Eukaryota, Fungi, Basidiomycota, Agaricomycetes, Agaricales, Hemipholiotaceae. The record is from the annotation of a GenBank genome assembly.
AUGACAGAAACUGGGCCCAAUCACGAUGUCAACGCGCAUGCGUCCGUGCAGCUCAAGACGCUCGCCGCCCUAUCUCUCGGCGGUUUUCCACCCGUCGAGAUUACUUUUCUGGAGUCAGUUCUGCAGGCGGCUUCUUCCGUUACUCGGCUCCGUAUCAACCUAAUCUCGCUCUCCGCAUUGCCGUUCAAACUUCUGACCCACCUGGACGCUUCCAAGCCCGAGAUCUUGCCCUAUCUUCAGACGUUAUCGAUAUCGCAUGGGUUCUUCAGUAUGUCUCCCGAGCUCUUGGAUGUGGUCGUCGGCGACAUCAAGCCCAUGCUUCAUUCGCGUACCUCACAACUGCUGCCUCUGUCGCAACAACUUCGGGAAUUUGCGAUCUGCCUCAGCCUAUUCGACCAAGACUUGACGACCACAACGCGACUAUUCGAGGUGUUAGAACCUUGUUCAAAGCAGGGGUUGAAGGUGCAUCCCCAUGUUGGUGCUGGUUUUACGCGCGACGCUUCUAUCGACAAUUGGCGGGGUGGGAUCGAGUACAGGGCCUCGAGGAGGGCUUUCGCUAAAGCGCAGGGAGUAGGACCUCCUCUUAGGGAAGCUCCUCCGAUAGGACGAUGGUCGUGGUCAUGUGAACUGUAUUGA